Liolophura sinensis is the source of this 2152-nucleotide messenger RNA. RefSeq names its product thioredoxin-like protein 1. The record is from RefSeq and is a predicted model, not a curated record. Bases 98 to 967 code for a protein of 289 amino acids. Lineage: Eukaryota; Metazoa; Mollusca; Polyplacophora; Chitonida; Chitonidae. The transcript is spliced from 9 exons.
GGUUUUGAAUACAUGUUGAUAAAUAAUACCGACUUAAAAUAGCCAGUGUGUUCGGAUUUACGUCGAUCUUAUCCAGAAAGGCAAUACCAGCGGCAGAAUGGCAUCACAUAGAGUCCUGGUCGUCGCUGACGAGGGGCAGUUUCAAACAGAACUCGCAAACGCAGGGGCUAAACUUGUGGUGGUGGAUUUCUUCGCGUCAUGGUGUGGGCCAUGCCAGAGGAUAGCUCCAAGCUUUGAGCAGUUCAGUCGCACCUACCCAAAUGCUGUAUUCCUCAAGGUGGAUGUAGACCAGACGCCGGAUGUAGCUCACAGCCGAGAUGUCCGAGCCAUGCCAACUUUCCUGUUCUACAAAAACAUGACCAAAGUGGACAGCUUACAGGGGGCGGACCCUGCGAGCCUGGAGGCUAAGAUUAAGCAGCAUUAUGAGGGAGAGGAUGGUGUACAGGGAGACGCACCUGUCAAAGGACACGGAGAUUUGAAUAGUUUUCUGAACAAGUCAGGCUGUGAGUGUCUGAAUGAAUCUGACGAUCACCCGUUCACUCAUGCGAUCACUCAGAAGGGUGGGUACCUGGAAUCAGAUUGUGACGAGCAGUUGAUUAUUCACAUGGCAUUUAACCAGGCUGUCAAACUGCACUCGCUACAGCUGUUAGCGCCUGAGGAUAAAGGACCAAAGACAAUAAAAAUCUUCAUAAAUCAGCCCCACACUCUUGAUUUUGACCAAUGUGAAAACAUGGAGCCUUUGCAGAAGUUUGAUUUAACUCCUGAUGACAUGAAGGAAGGGGCUACAAUAGGCUUACGAUAUGUCAAAUACCAGAAUGUUCAAACAGUAACGAUAUUUGUGAAGGACAACCAGAAAGGUACAGAAACCACGCAGAUAGACUACAUAGCUUUUAUAGGAUCCCCAGUCUCUACAACGAACAUGUCUGACUUCAAACGGGUUGCGGGGAAGAAAGGAGAAAGUCAUUAGUGUCUGCCUGAGGACGUGACUGCCGGAGGAAUUUCCACGGGGUAGGGGAUGAGGGAUGUGGGGUUGGCGGAUGAGAGAUGUGGGGUGAGAAGGGAGGGAGGCUCAGGAUACAAGAACAUCUACUAUAACACGGUGGUACCUGGCAUCCACGCUGACGUCAUGAAGAAAUGCCAGCAGAUGUGAGAAGUAAGAUGUUUUGAUGGAACAGUUCAAAGUCCGACAGCAGUGCAGUUUCUGGCCGUCGUCGUACAUGUGUACGAGAUGAUGUAAUGUUUCGGCAAAAUGGAAUCUAUGUUGAAUAUCUCUUCAGAGAUUGGACAAUACAGGAGACAAAUCCAAACAAUAGCUUACACUUUUUAGGUGAGGAGUUGUUUUUCUCUGUUUCAUUUUUGGCAUUUCCUAUUUCUCGUUAUGUUUUUGCCAGUGAAUUCCUGUUGGUUAUAGCGCCAUAAGGGAACAUAAUUUAUAAGGAAAGUUACGAAAAGUUGGUUUAUGACGCUCUGCGAAAAUGGGCGCAUGCCUCACAUUGUUUAGCUCCAGUUUCCCUUACAUGGUAAAAAAAGUACUUUAUUUUUUCUGGAAAAUGCCAAGCAUAAAUCAGUACUCAAAGAUUGGGAGCUGAAGAUAUUCUGAAAACCGUUAGCCUGUUCACUCUAGCAGCGCCCAGAAUGUACAUGUGGAUUCCAGUCUAGGAUGGACUUCCGGAUGGGGUCACACCAUUUUAUGUCGUUGUUUUAGGGGAAGAUUGAAGCCUUUUCCAAUGUUAUGGGAGGAUUUAAAAAAAAUUAAAUCUGAAAAAUUUACGGCAAAGAUGGACUGUUUCCGUAAAUUUUUCAUGUUGAGGAGAUAUUUACCUGAUCUGAACGCCUUGAAAAUGAAGUAAAUAAUUAAGACAUAGUCUUUAAGAUUGUACAAAAUAAAAGAGAUGAACUUUCAGUUUUAUUUUCAUUCAUUUUGAUAUUUUUUGUUUUUAACAUUGGCUCGCCUGUAAUACACGCCCAAAAAUUUGUGUCGCCCGAGGUUAAACAGUAACUGAUGUAUGACGUGCAAGUGUCGAGGCUGUUUACACCAACGAUAGAAAUAUUUAAUUUUAAUAUUCAUGGUCAGCGCUCCUCUUUAGUAAACAAUGUUGUAUAAUUAAUUCCUGGAUUAAAUUAAAUCACAUGCAUGUCACGACGGUAAGAU